Tarenaya hassleriana is the source of this 2651-nucleotide messenger RNA. Its product is annotated as CWF19-like protein 2. Gene Ontology annotation, cellular component: post-mRNA release spliceosomal complex. The record is from RefSeq and is a predicted model, not a curated record. Gene Ontology annotation, biological process: mRNA splicing, via spliceosome. Bases 423 to 2414 code for a protein of 663 amino acids. NCBI's taxonomy places the organism in Eukaryota, Viridiplantae, Streptophyta, Magnoliopsida, Brassicales, Cleomaceae. The transcript has 11 exons.
AUUAUGGCUUAUCCGAUGUAUAUUUCCAACUGUGUCAUAAUUGAUUUUUAUACAAUAAAAAAGCCGACUAGUCAUAUUUUUAGGAUAUGUCCUUUUUAAAAAAAAACUUUAAAUACACGAAUAGACAAAAAUGCCCUCAUGAUUUCAUCGAUGUUUUGUUUACUAGCGAAAAAGGAGUCUUUCUUUAAUUCCGUGAGAUUAAAAACCCUAGGCGCUGUGUUUCUGUCGAUCGCUCUUCCUGUCGUUCCCGCCGAUCUACUCUCUCCGGCAACGGUUUCGUCUCUCCGGCGUUGUCUCGUCCGAAACAGAGGCAUCGAAAGAGCUCAGGAAUUCGAGGGCCCUCCAACAUAUCCUCGUCAAUCCGACGGUGGCUCCACAUUCACCGCAUUAAGUUAAGGAAAGACUCUACAUUUACUAUCAACAUGUUGUCUGGAAUAAAAAUCAUUCCUCGCGAGGAGGUGCUAGAUGAGAAUUCACACAAAGAUAAAGGGGAAUCCAGUAGUGGGAGAGAUAAGAGAAAAAAUCACAGAGACAGGGAUGGCGGUAGAUGUCGUAAGGCUGAGGUUGCUGUUGACAACACACAAGAAGUAGAGAUUGUAAGGAAGAAAAUUGGCCUUGAUUGGAUGCUCCCGUCAACCCGAAACACAGACUCAAAACCCAAUUUAAUCGAAGAGGAAAGUCCAGCCAAGGAGGUAAAUAAGGUGAACCCCAAGGAACUCAAUCCUUAUCUGAAGAACAAUGGAACUGGUUAUCCCGAGGAAGGAGAUGAAAAAAUAACUAUUGGAGAUCGACUUCCUUCGACAUCCCUUGUUGGUGAUGGAGGUGCGAGCUGGCGACUUAAAGCUCUUAAGCGUGCUAAAGAGCAGGCUGCCAGAGAAGGGAAACGCAUUGAGGAGGUUGUAGAGGAACGGUGGGGUUCCCUUGGUAAGCUUGCUGUCUCAGUAUCCUCUCAGACAGCAGCUCCGUCUCGUGCCCAUCUGCAUGCCAUAAAAAAUAGAAGAAAAGGGCAUAAUGAAGAGGCUGAUAUGGAAAAACAAGAAGAAAGGGUUUCUGAGAAGAGUAGUGGUCGGGCUUAUUUGAGGGACGUCUCUCUGCGUCAUCCAGAAAUGAGAGCCCCAAAAGCUGACUCUUCACUAUCUUGGGGAAAGCGGAAGGGUCAAGCCCAGAUAAAUGAAGAUGCUGGGCUGAUAUCCGAGGCUGCAUCUCGCUUAAAUAAGUUUGCCAAUGAUGGAAACUUCAUGAAGGAAAUGAUGUCUAAGCAGAGAGCCGAAACAACUGCCUCCACUGGUACAGAGCAGAAGACAGUAUCAUCUGAGUUCAAUAAGCCUGAUGAGGGGACUUCUUCUUCUGGUAAAGAGGCAAUGAGCGCGAAUCAAAUGGCAGCUAAGGCAUUACAGCUGCGGAUGAAAGGGAAACACGAAGAAGCGCAGAAACUUAUGGAGGAAGCAGACAGAUUGAAAGCAAAGCAGGCUAUUGGAGAUGAUUCUUCCAAAGAGCGCGGAUCCAGAACUGCAGCAAGAUAUGCCGUCCAAGAUGUGAAUGCUAGAAAGAGGGGUGAAGAAGAUAACACAGAUAGACAUUUAGCCAGAAGCAUAAUGCAGAACAAACGGUACAGUGUAUCCGGUCAGGCUGAUGAUGAGUAUGACUAUGGAGAGGCUCCAAGUAAAAAAUCCAGAAAGAGGGGCUCAUCCAGUCAUGAUCACAGUAACAUCUCUGAAAGGGAUAAUCGCGUAAAACGCAUCUUGACCCAGCAAGAGCGUUGCCUCUUCUGUUUCGAGAAUCAAAACCGCCCAAAACACCUCGUCGUAUCAAUCGCAAACUUCACGUAUCUGAUGUUACCACAGCGGCAGUCCGUUGUGCCAGGCCACUGCUGUGUCUUGCCAAUGCAGCACGAAGCAGCCAUGAGGAUGGUGGACGACGAUGUUUGGGAAGAGAUCCGGAAUUUCAUGUUUGCAAAACAAGGGAAAGAGGUUGUGUUUCUGGAGACAGUGAUGGGUUUAUCGCAGCAACGCCGGCAUUGUAUGAUUGAGUGUAUACCGUUGCCUCAGGAUAUCGCAAAGGAAGCGCCUCUUUAUUUCAAGAAGGCCAUUGAUGAGGCUGAGGACGAGUGGAGUCAGCACAACGCGAAGAAGCUAAUCGACACAAGUGUGAAGGGUCUCCGGAACUCGAUUCCAAAGGAUUUCCCGUACUUCCACGUGGAGUUUGGCCUAAACAGAGGGUUUGUCCACGUGAUCGAUGAUGAGAAACAGUUCAACGGGAAUCUCGGGAUGAACGUCAUCAGAGGGAUGCUUCAGUUGCCGGAGGAAGACAUGUACAGACGGAGAAGGUACGAGACCGAGGAGUCCCAGAAGCAGGCGAUGGUGAGCUUCUCCCGUGAAUGGGAGCCCUUUGACUGGACGAAACAACUCGGGUGAAAGUGAAAGAUCUCUCGUGCUUUUCUAGUCACAUUCUGGCGGGGAUAAUGUUAUAGUCAUUAUACAAUGGGAGGAUUCGGCAGCUGUACGUAUGGUUCAUUGCUGCGUUUUCUUUUUUAAUCUUUUUUAAUCUUUCCAUCAUGUGGUGAGUCAAAAAGUACUGGUAAAGGAGAAAUUGAUGGACUUGUCUGUGCUCGCGUUUCGGAUUUUUCAAUUUUAUUUAGAAAAAACCCGUAA